ACAGUGCGGAGUGUGUUCCCUAAUGUUUAUUCUCUCACCUUUUCCCAGCGCAUCCCCGGAAAGUAUCAUCUGAUCCAGACUCACCUACCACUAGUUCAGGGUCAAAGAAGAACGAUCGCGAUGAAGAUCUACACGUAGCUCUUUGCACAUGUCCUCUUGUGUCCUUCACCUGUAAAAAGAGCAUAGGAAGCGGUUUCCAAAAACAGUUAGCCAUUGCUUCCAAUCGCCAGUGGAUACAUUGUGGUUGAAAAACCGUAUGUUUUUCAGGUGCUGGUAUUCGUUGCAGGUAGAAACAUGGCCAACAAUCUUAUUGUUCCCCUUGUACUGUCGGCGGUGGUGACGCUCGCGCUCCUCAUUACUGUUCAUGUUGUUCCAAAGUGGUAUGAACAGUCGCGAACCGACAGUACUGUUAUCCGAAAACUCGACACCGGGAUUUGGCGAUUAUGUGACGAGCUGAACGUGCCGAUAGUUGGUUUCAGCAGCAGGGCGUGCAAAGCGUUCGACAUCACAACACGGAAGAUACAUGUAUACCGUGGCGUCCGUGCUGCUCAGGCCUUCGCCAUUAUUGCCACAGUUUUCGCAGGUCUAGGCUUGAUCAGCACCCUGAUCAUUGAGUUUGACAUUACGAAGGUUGUACUUCUGAAGCUGCCGCGCAUCUUCUUCGCUGUAUCCGGUUUUGCGAUUGCCAUUGCCGCUCUCAGCUUCGUGGCCUUUAUCAGCCAGGAUGGCGAGGAUGGCGAUUUUGACACUUCUCGCCAUGGCUUCCGGGUCACAAAUAAGUACGGUGCCAGUUUCAUCAUUGCAUGGGUCACGCUAGUUCCGGCCUACGUAGCAGGCUUGCUGGCGCAUUUCCAUCAUUCUGCAAAAGCUGCUGCAGCCUAAUCAUUUAUGGGCAAUAUAAAAUUAUUCUAGUUUCUCGCUCGGCUAAUCGCCUGUAUUGCUGUUGUAGAGGAAGUCUAUAUUUGUGCAAAGAUUUGUAGUAGGCUACUAGCGCUGAUUGUCGCUGCUACCUUUUCUGCACAUGUGCAUGUACAUUGCAUACACGUCAUGUACAUGUACAUGAAAAUACACACAUACGUGACUAUUUACAUGGCCAGGUUUUGAGUGAUGGAAAAUAACGUUCAAUUUGUUCAUUGCAAACCAAUCUCUGCUGCUUCUUGUGUCAAAAUCAUUCUUUUCCCUCAUUCCUUCCCUCAACGUACGAAUACCCAUGAAUAUCCAGCAAUAUAAUUAUUUGAAUUGUUCUUGAUCGUUAGUGAAUUUAUUCAUUUUAUAUUUUAAACAAGCGUUUCGCAGGUAGCAGUUUUAAUAUACAUGUACAUGUAGAUACCAGGAGGACUAAUUGUACUGCUAGUAUUUCCUACAUGUACAUGUAUAGUGUGCAUGUGCAGUCAACUUCGCUUAUAACGACACUCGGCGGGGCAUCAAAAAAGUGUCCUUAUUCGCGAAGUGUCGUUAAACCCGAAGUCUCAUUAUAUGUAUUACAGUUGGGUGGAACUUUGCUCUGGGCAUGGACAUUCUGUCGUUAUUCGCGAAUUGUCGUGAUAUCCGCAGUUGCUGUUAGCCAAGUUGACUGUACAUGUAUGUUAUGUGUAAAAUGUUAUACUUCUUCAAGUACGAUGAUC
Sycon ciliatum is the source of this 1625-nucleotide messenger RNA. RefSeq lists its product as uncharacterized. Lineage: Eukaryota; Metazoa; Porifera; Calcarea; Leucosolenida; Sycettidae. Bases 295 to 882 code for a protein of 195 amino acids. Gene Ontology annotation, cellular component: membrane. The transcript is spliced from 4 exons. The record is from RefSeq and is a predicted model, not a curated record.